Messenger RNA from Colletotrichum truncatum, 1632 nucleotides. Its product is annotated as oligopeptide transporter. Gene Ontology annotation, biological process: transmembrane transport. The record is from RefSeq and is a predicted model, not a curated record. Gene Ontology annotation, molecular function: tripeptide transmembrane transporter activity. Gene Ontology annotation, cellular component: plasma membrane; fungal-type vacuole. NCBI's taxonomy places the organism in Eukaryota, Fungi, Ascomycota, Sordariomycetes, Glomerellales, Glomerellaceae.
AUGGGCAUUGUUGACAAAAAAAGUUCUUCGCCUGAGGCCCAGGCUGUCGAUACUCUCCCUAGAGAUGCAACAGACGACGAGAUAGAGAAUCUCCCACACAUUGUUGACAAAAUUCCAUCCCCAGCGUGGGCAGCCGCUCUGAUUGGAGCGUCUGAGAGGUUCAGCUAUUACUGUUUCGUUUCCAUUUGGCAAAACUAUCUUCAAAACGAACGAGACUCUCAAUUUGUACCAGGAGCUCUCGGACUGGGGCAGGCAAAGGCAACAGCAAUAUCCAAUGGAUUUUUUAUCUUUCUUUUCCUAACGCCCAGUUGCUUCGCCAUUGUCUCUGACAUAUGGCUUGGCCGUUACAAGACCCUAUUACUGGGGCUUUUCUUGUCGUUUUGCGGGUCACUCAUCAUGUUUGUUACAGCCCUGCCCUUUUCCCUUGACAGAGGUGCAGGUCUUCCAGGUUUAAUUGUCGCUAUGGUCCUAGUAGGACUGGGUGUUGGUGCAACAAAAGCAACCGUUUCCCCAUUCAUUGGUAAGAAACACCCAUUCAAGUAUGUCCAAAAGAGUCCUCAACUCGUUCGGCAAAAGAAUGGGACUCUUGUUGUUGUCGACAGCACAAGAACGCUGCAAUUUCUCUACAAUGCCUUUUACUGGUUCACAAAUAUAGCUUCCCUCUCGUCCAUUCCCGCCACAAUCCUAGAAAAGGAGUAUGACUUUUGGGCGGCCUAUCUCAUGGCAGCCACCUCACUUAUGAUUGCCGUGAGCCUUCUUUUGAUAUUUGGGCCACGCUUAGGCAAGAUUCGGCCUGGGGAAAACUGUCUUCCACGAGCUAUCAAGGUUAUGACAGUGGCAGCAAAAAAUGGGCUCAAGCUGGAUCAUGCGAAGCAAUCAUACCAGAUGGAGAAUCGUGGUAUCUUGGUCUCAUGGAGUGACAAGUUCGUGGACGAGUUAAGACGCGGUCUCUUGGCGUGUCGUGUCAUCUUCUGUUUCGCCUUCUUCUAUAUGGCAAUCACGCAAAUGUUCAACAAUCUAAUUUCGCAAGCCGGCCAGAUGCAGCUUCACGGGGUACCGAAUGACAUGCUCCAAGCUAUGGCUGGUGUGGCUUGUGUGGUCUUUGGCCCUGUGAUCCAGGCUUUAUAUAACUUUCUCGCGAAGCACCGUAUCUCCUUCGGUCCUAUGGCCCGAAUUUCAGUCGCCUUCCUCAUAUGCGGCUGCGGUAUGGCCUACGCAGCAGGUCUCCAGAAAAUCAUUUACAGCACAGGACCCUGCUUUGAUGCACCCCGCGCAUGUCCCGCUUCAGACGGCGGACGUCUACCCAACGCGAUCAAUGUCUGGGCUCAAUUGCCCAUAUAUGUAGCUAUAGGCAUUGCGGAGAUUUUCGGCCUCGUUACUGCAAGCGAGUACGCAUACUCCAAGGCUCCCAAGGAGAUGAGGAGCAUUGUUCAGGCUAUGGUCCAGCUGAGCGCCUGCAUUGGGUCUCUAAUGGCUAUGGCGCUUAGUCCAGUGUCACGGGACCCUCAUCUUGUCAUUGUGUAUGCCGUCAUCGCGGGAGUCAUGGGGAUAUGUUCGAUCCUAUUUUGGUGGAAGUUUCGCAAGUAUGACAAGCUGGAUCGUGAACUCAACAACUUGGACCGAGAUAAUUAG